GCGAUCCUCUGUAUGAAGAGAAAGAAAACCCAUAAGCCAAACAGAAGAAAAGUUUCUUACUUGGAACUCAGAAAAGUAGCUGCUCCUGCUGCUGCGGUUUUGCAAAGAGAAUCACGAAUUCCGAAUCCCUGAAUGGUGGGUUUUUGUUGGAUUAUGUUUUUUUUUUUCUGGGAGGGAAACGGAAGGGAGAGAAGAGAGGAGAUAGAAGAGAUGUGUUGUGAGGAGGGGAAGGUAGUUCAGGGAUGGCAUUUAUAAUGCGGGUAGAGCACCAUUACGCCAGUCUUCUUCUCCCACUCAACUUCUUCCUUCCCACGGGUUUGUUUUCCUUCUGUUUCCUAAAGGUUAUUGUCCGUCUUUCUCUUGUUUCCUUUUCUCACCUCGCGCAAUUAUUUUCUUUCUAUGGCGUUCUUGUCAGGUUUUAUUAGGGAUGGUGAUGUGUUUCAGGUUUCGAAAAAGGGGAGGUAAGUUGAUUGGGGUUAUCUGUGAAAUUUUACCAUUCAGAGGAAUAAUCCUCUUGAUUGAGGCAGGAUAAGAAAGGUAUUAAUCUGGGUUAUUGCUCCUUUUUUAGCUCUGAAUGCUGUCGUGCUACUAUGUUCUGGGUUAUUGCUCAAUUGUGGGAGAUGAAGCUUAAGGCUACGAACCUAAUUAAUUAAUAUAUAUGGAUGAGAUAUAGGAUGUGUUAGGACUUGGGAAUUGUUCAAUUGUAUUGGCAGCUGUAGGCUUCUCGUUGUUGUUGGCUAAGACUAUAUUGUGUAGCUCUGCGAUUUGAUGAGAGCACUAUGAAAUGAUGUCUGCCAGAGUCUAAUUGUCUUCUGUUUGCGUCAGUCUGAAAACUUGUGUAUUAUUUGUGUUUUACAAUUUUUACUCUUCGAUUGUGUAAGUACGGCUGCUGUUGCAUUUGUUGAUGCUUGUUCUGGGAUUUCUGAGUAUCCAGUCUCUCUGUUAAAUCUCAAUUGUGUCGACGCUUGAAAUGCUCGAGAAAAAGGAGAAAGUCCUUGUCAAAAAAGCUUCUCAUGAAGUUGGAGAAGUCCAGAGAGUGUACACGAGGAAACAAAAAGGGGUAGGAGAGCAUCAUGCAUUUGUAAUGCUUCAAUAUAGUAUAGAUGGUUUGAUGAUGCAAUUGCAUUUGGCUUGUCAACUAUGUAUGUUAUACGAUAGACCAGCAGCAUCCAUUUGCCUAUUGUGAGUUUUUGUAGGGUGUUCAACCUGUGUGUCUGCACAGGAAAGGAAGAGUCUUUUAUUUUUCACGGAUGUUCUCACUAUAUCGACGUGUAUUGUUUGUUGGAUUGACACUUAAACUAUGUGUAGACUCGAGGGGUAUGCGCUCUUGCUGAUGAGUACUGUUUUCUGUAGCUUCCGUACAGUCCUUGAAACGGAAGAGGUUGUAUGAACAGCCAGUAGAACAGCUAGGAAAUUACCAAUUGAGGAUUCAUGAUCAGGUGACCUAUUUUUCCAGUGUAUGCCACAUUUGAUGUAUGAGCAAGCUCUAGUUAUUGGUGUGUUAAUCUUAUGUUACAGAUGAUAAUGAUAAUUUUUAGAGGGCGCAAAAGCCACUACUGAAAUUGUAGAUGCAUUGAGAACGGGAGCAGCUGCAACGAAGGCAAUGCAAAAUACAAUCGUAUGCAGAAUUUUUUUUAUCUGAACUUUAUGUCUAUGUGGAGAGAUAUUGUUUAAUAAGUUCAAGAAUAUCUGUGUAAUGGUUGUCUUGAUUACAGGAAUAUUGACGACUUAGACUAGACCAUGGAUGAAGUAAAUGAACAAUCCGAGAACAUGAAACAGAUUCAAGCAGCAUUGCCAACUCCAAUUGGUUCUACCGCUGAUUUCAAUGAAGUUAACAUGGAUGAAUAUUUAUCGGUUCUUGCUUACCGUUACUGUUUGUGUAAUGAAAGACUAAAACACUGGUUGCUCUGCAGGGUGAAUUGGGGGUGGAACUUAAAGAAUUCGAAGGCGCUGAGUUGGAAGAGCAGUUUCUACAACCUGCAACCACAGCUCCUGCAGCUCCAGUUCAUGCAACUGCAGGCAAACAGCGUGCUCGUCCUGUUCAGUAAAGGAAGAAUACCGAGGAAGAAGACAAACUUGCUGCUUUACAGGCUGAAAUGGCGCUCUAAAGCACAAAGAAACUGCAGAUAGUGGUGCACAUGAAGUGAGCUGUUAUGGAAAUAGGAUUUUCUCUUUUACAGGUUAUGAAAUCAUGAAGAGUAGGCACCUGUUGCACCAAUCCUGUGAUCAAAUUACGCGUUAGCUUGAAUUUGUUUGCUUUAACCGUCUCCAUAAAGUGCAGUCAAUAUGGGGGAGGUUUUUGGAGCCCAAACUAUCUGCACUUACUGGUAACUGGUGUUUGGUUGGGGAAUUGUUAUUUACAAUAGUAUAUUUUUUUCCUUGAAUAAUAGUAUAUUUAAGUG
This is a messenger RNA of Linum trigynum, 2402 nucleotides long. The record is from the annotation of a GenBank genome assembly. Lineage: Eukaryota; Viridiplantae; Streptophyta; Magnoliopsida; Malpighiales; Linaceae.